This is a messenger RNA of Rhodofomes roseus, 1021 nucleotides long. RefSeq lists its product as uncharacterized. The record is from RefSeq and is a predicted model, not a curated record. The coding region runs from base 204 to 782 and encodes 192 amino acids. NCBI's taxonomy places the organism in Eukaryota, Fungi, Basidiomycota, Agaricomycetes, Polyporales, Fomitopsidaceae. The transcript is spliced from 3 exons.
AGCGAUCUACGCCUAGGCGCCCGUAUAUAUCUCUGUCGACUGCUUCCCGCCUCUCAACACAACGCCCCUCCUCGCAUAAUCCACGGAUACCUGAACAUCCAAGUAUCUCGUGCACUGGAUGCAGUAUCUCUGAGCUAGACGAGGUCCCCGCUAUCCGCGCGCUUGGCUACGCUCGUCUCCGCAUACCUGGUCGACCCACAUUAAUGUCAAUGGAAGUCGACAUGUCCGCGCCGAUGGACACUUUCCGCGUCUCAAGAACCAAAAGGGCGCGUUCACCCGCGUCCCCGAGGGCAAGCGAGCGACCCAGUAAACGCCUCUCGAUGGGUGGCAAUGCGUGCCUCUCUAUACCGGCCUUGGCGCCGCAGAGCCGCCACGGGUCGGAAGACUGGGUCGUGCAGACGCGCGGGCUGAGCAUAGAGAGUCCGCUUGUCGCCCAGGGUCUCCAGCUGGAAGAGGUGCGGGGAGUGGCUGCAGGUGCGGGCGCGGAGAGGGAGGGGGAGCAGAUGGUGGACACAACCAUGUUGGACGAAGACGUCGCUAUGUCGUGUUCGCCGCCGCGGCCUCGCCUGGGGAUCGACGCACACUCGGAGCCGACUCUGCCGCCUGCUGUCCAAGGGCUGCCCUCGACGUCUGCCUCGACUACCGAUGUGCCCAUGGCGACCUCUCAGUCUCAAGAUCAUACCGCGCCUCCUGCGCGGAAACAAAGAUUCACCAUGGGCCCGCGGGCCGACUGCGAAAAGUGUCGGCUGGGCGUGAAGGGGCACUGGAUGCACUUCGAUUGACUGGGGAUGUGGGACUGCGGUCAUGGAGAACCAAUGCUGUUGUCGUAGUUGCUGCUGCUCAUAGGACUUGUGGGACUGUCUGCAUCGCUUCCAUAUUCUGCUGUACCUCACAUUUACGCUAGUAUGCCUCGGUACAUGUGCACUAUUCGCUUACUGUCGAUGUAGAUAUUGCGACCGGUCAUGGUCGCUUGCAACUCUAUCUCUCACUGCACGAUCACGCAUCUCAGUCACUUUCGCGC